CACUACGUUUAUAAUCUGAUUAACAUUAACAGCACAAAUGUAUCGGCUCUAACUCGGGUUCGGGCUGUUUGUGUGUGUGUGUGUGUGUAUUUGUGUUUCCUUGCGGUUAACCUGAAUUUCUCGCUAAUUCGCUGGUAGAGAGUGACGUCACGCCAGGGGCCACUUCCUGGGGAGUUGUACAGGUGGAACUGAGACACACCUCAGCGGGGACUCGAACAGCUGCAGCGCUGCUCGGAACUGUUUAACGCUGUGAUCCCGAGUGGGCCGCAGACGGAGCGAACCGGAACCGGACUCUGUGGAGGAAGAGCGCGCGCUUCUGACCAGUUGGAUUUUCUUUUCCUCGCGCGCGCCGUGUUCCGGUACUGAUUGGUGAAAGCGCGCGCGCGCGUUGGCGUGUGUAAAGAGGGCGCGCGCAGACCGGAUGCUUGUGAGUAUAGAUCGCUGUAGGAUGUUGUUGUUGCGCGUGGCCGUGUGCUGCAGUGGCGUGUUGGCGCUGCUGACCCGCGCUGGGGCUCAGAACUGCAUCACCCCGAGGGAAGGCCACAGUGACUUCAUGCUGAACACGAAGGACAGCGUGGCAGCAGGAGCCACCUACAUCUCCAACCCCAGCGCGGGCACGCCGGAGGCCUGUCUGAGCGCCUGCUGCCAGCACGCGCGGUGCAACCUGGCCAUGGUGCAACCGGAAGGGGACAAACUCACAAACUGCUUCCUGUUCAACUGUCUGUACAGAAAUCAGUUCGUCUGCAGCUUCGUCAAGAAAUCCGGAUUCAUCGUUUACAUGCAGAACUCGGUUUAUAAGAAGCACCUGAGCGGUCCGGAGGGAAAGAAAGAUAAACAUCCAAUAGCAAACCCAGGAGCUGACAUCGUGGUCCAACCUGGAGAAAGCGUGUAUCUGAAUGGCAUUGAGAGCUGGGAUGACAGAAAGAUCAUCAAAUACGAGUGGACGCUUCUGAGUGGCGAUCCUUCUGUUGUGAUUCAGCAAACAGCGUUUUUAGAUCAGCGGCUGCUGUUAAACCUUCACCCUGCAGUUUAUCGUUUUCAGCUCCGUGUCACUGAUUCAGCUGGACAGUCAGACACUGCAUCCGUCACCGUACUGGUCCUCACACAAGAACAAGCAGAAAAUCUCUGUUUGACCCCGAUGAAGGUGGGUCCGUGUCGUGGCUCUUUCCCUCGCUGGCACUUUAACGCUGCAUCAGGUGUGUGUGAGAAGUUCAUGUUUGGAGGAUGUAAACCAAACGACAACAACUACGUGUCGCAGCAGGAGUGUUCAGAGGCCUGUAACGGCACCAAAGUGAUUCCUGAAGGGAGAAAACUUCAAAUUGAAGUGUGUAACUCUUCGUGUGGGGAGGAGCAGUUUACGUGCUCCAACCUUUGUUGUGUAGACGGCAGUUUGGAGUGCGAUGGGGACAAACACUGUAGUGAUGGAUCAGAUGAAGAAAACUGCCAACGCAUGAACAGGACAUUGGCUCAGUUACUGGAGAUCGAUGUGGAAGAAAAGAACGCGUGGUGUGUUGUUCCUCCUGCCACUGGGCCGUGCAGAGCGAGCAUGCCACAUUGGUUUUAUGAUCCGUUAAAGCAGAGCUGCUUUUCCUUCACGUACGGUGGCUGCAGUGGAAACAAAAACCGGUUUCAGAAGAAGGAAGUGUGCAUGAAGAGCUGCUCAGGAGUGACAGAAAGUGAUGUGCUUGCACUAGGGCCAUACGAGAGGUUUAACAGUCAGAAACCUACCACAGGAAGAGGAAGUUGGAGUCUCGUCAGAGUGUUCCAGCUGCAGCGACUCCCCCAGUACCACAAACUGAGGACUCACACACACUCAUCGAAAGACACACACAGAUUUAGGGUGUGUCAAACACUUGUUUGUUUGUUUUGUGUGUGUGUGUGUGUGUGUGUGUGUGUGUGUAUUUGCAGUGUGUGGUGUUAUUCUGUUUUGUUUACAUUUGUGUGUGUGUGCACGCGCAAACGCGCACGCACACACGGAAACACCCACGCCUUGUUUUUAUGAUCAUUGUAUAUUUACCUUUUUUGGAAGUUGUGUAAAUAAUGUUAAACUCUGCUUUUACUGAUGGAGGAUUUUAUUCCUGUGGUGUUUCUUAGGUCAGUCAAGGUGUUUUUAUUUUCCUUCCUUUUGGUUUCUGAGAUUACAGACAGAUGUAUUUUAUAAAACUAUUAUUUUAGGUUUCUUUUGAAAUGUUUCAAUAAAGGGAAGUUCACAAGUAGAAAUAACACAAAUUAUACUAUACAUAAUUAUAAAAUAAUGAAAAUGGGGCAUGCUCUAGGAAAAAAAAUGGAGUAAAAUUGAACUUGCACAAAACAUCGGUGGAGUUUUAAUUGGAUGGGAUUGAGCUUGAGGGACAGCGCUGUGUUUGCAUGAUGGGGUUGGAUUUUGUGGUAUAAGGAUUGGUGUAAUGGACACGGUAGGUUCAUGGGGAGGGGUUGGGUUUGAGUGACGGGGUGGAUUUCAGGGAGGGGUUGGGUUUAACAGAAUGGGUUAGAAUGAGGUGGGUUUGGCGGAUGGGGUUUUGUUGAAGGGCUGGGGUUCCUGGGACGGAGUGUGUUUGACAGAUGGGAGGGAUGAGUUCAAGGGAUGGGGGCAGAUUUGAGAGAUGAGGGUGGGUAAGCAAGACGGUUUCAGCUUUGACAGGUGAAGUUGGAUUUGAGUCCCAGUGGUUUUGAGGACCUGUGUCAGAUGAAGGUCAUUUGAUCUUUCCAUAUUAAUGCUAUAAAAUAAAUCAAAUAUCUGACAGUUUCACUGAAAAAGAUGGAAAUAAUGUUAAUAAUAGGGUAAAAUUACACCUUUUAUAAAUCCUUACUUUUCCAGUAAACUCCAGCAGCUCGUUCACUGUCUCACCUGCACGAGUCCUGUUUCUCAUCACAGCAGCUGCUUUCCAAUACAAAUGGAAUAAACCAAAGAAUGCAUUCAUUAAAAAAACUUUUCAGUGCAAUAACUUGUGCCUACACUUAAACAGUUUUUCUUUUCCUAGAACAAUCCUUUUAUUUUAGAGCAAAAGAUAGUUGUCAAAUGAUGGAAUGUUAAAUAUUAAGAAUAAAAGGUCAUUACAUACUCUCACAAAA
This is a messenger RNA of Neoarius graeffei (lesser salmon catfish), 3072 nucleotides long. RefSeq names its product kunitz-type protease inhibitor 1-like. Gene Ontology annotation, molecular function: protein binding; serine-type endopeptidase inhibitor activity. NCBI's taxonomy places the organism in Eukaryota, Metazoa, Chordata, Actinopteri, Siluriformes, Ariidae. Bases 422 to 2002 code for a protein of 526 amino acids. The record is from RefSeq and is a predicted model, not a curated record. The transcript is spliced from 10 exons.